Molecule: messenger RNA, 7547 nt
Organism: Eleginops maclovinus (Patagonian blennie)
Lineage: Eukaryota; Metazoa; Chordata; Actinopteri; Perciformes; Eleginopidae
Gene: tanc2a
Product: tetratricopeptide repeat, ankyrin repeat and coiled-coil containing 2a
Biological process (GO): regulation of dendritic spine morphogenesis
Cellular component (GO): dendritic spine
Molecular function (GO): protein binding
Source: RefSeq, a predicted model, not a curated record
AUGUUCAGAAACAGCCUGAAGAUGUUGCUGGGAGGAAAGACGCGUAAGAGCCCCGCAGGUCACACAGAGUCUGAGGGGUCGGACGUCAGGAUGAUGGAGGGAUUCACUCGCUCACUUCCCUCUUCUCCUCUACUCAACCUCCGCCUGGGGAAGAGACCCGGUGAGGGGGAGGAGUUGGGCCCCCCCCCCUCGGUGGAUGAAGCAGCUGACGCUCUGAUGACCCGGCUGGGCUUCCUGCUGGGGGAGAAGGUGGUCAGUGAGCCGGGGUCCUACAGACAGCAAGAUGAGCAGAGGAUCUCCCCCUCCUCCAGUCUGGCCAGCAGCAGCUCCUCACCCACCUCCACCCUGCCCCCUCCUGCAGGAGGGACCGGCAACAUCAACAACAAACACGCCUCCUCCACCCAGGCCUUCGUCACCUCCCCCACCUCCACCCUGGAGAGCCGGGACAGCGGCAUCAUAGCCACGCUCACCAGCUACUCUGCCGACUCGGCGGCGGAGCGGGACCAGGGUCCGGCUGACGGCAGCAGUGUGAAACUGUGGCAGCAGGGGGGGGGGCGGCCGGUGGUGGCCUCCGCUUCCUGUAUGGAAGCAACAGGAAGUGGGAAGGACGGCUUCCUGUACAGGGUGGAGGAAAGCAUGGCCGCCUCCACUUACAGCCUCAACAAACUCCACCCGGACCGAGGUUCCGCCCUCUCCAUCCCACUCUACCUCAUGCCCCGCCCCAACUCAGUCGCUGCCACCAGUUCUGCUCACUUGGAGGACCUUUCCUACCUGGAUGAUCCGCAGAGACUGGUCCCGUCCCGGACCUCCCUCAGGAUGCCCAGACAGAACUCUGGGAGUCGGAGUCAACAGGACCAGAGAGUUCGUUUCACCCCCUCUCUGAGCCUGAAGCCCCUCCACUUCGAGGUGCCCGGCCUCUCAUCUGAUUGGCUGUUCACCGGCAGGGAGUGGCUCUUUCAGGAAGUAGACGCUUGUCUCCGUGGCAGUGAUUCGUCGACCAGCCGCGGCGUUGUGAUCGUGGGCAACAUGGGCUUCGGGAAAACCGCCAUCAUCGCCCGCCUGGUGGCGCUCAGCUGUCAUGGCAACCGCCUCUCGCCAACCGGCAACCAGACGAUUCCCAAACAUAUGGAGGCCAUGUCUCUCUCCCAGGACUCUCUAGGAGGAGGAGGAGAGGAAGGAGGUGGUGGAGGAAGCUGUCCGGGAACACCUGAGAUGAGGAGGAGACAGGAGGAGGCUCUGAGGAGGCUGGCAGGACAGGUGGUCUCAUACCACUUCUGUCAGGCUGAUAACUGCCACACCUGUCUGGUCCCGGAGUUCGUCCACAACCUGGCGGCGAUGCUGAGCUCCACCCCCCAGCUGUCGGCCUAUCAGGAGCUGCUGCAGCAGUCGCCCCCCCUGCAGAGCACGCUCAGUCUUCGCUGCUGCAUCCAGGACCCGGGGGGGGCGCUGCAGAGGGGCAUCCUGCAGCCGCUGGACGCCCUGUACAGAGAGAGGAAGUUGCAGGUGGAGGGGGAGGGGCUUAUCGUCCUGAUUGACGGUCUUAACGAGGCGGAGUUCCACCGGCCUGAUUACGGAGACACGCUGACCUCCUUCCUGUCCAGAAACAUCCAGAAGUUUCCCUCCUGGUUGAAAGUCAUCACGACUGUGAGGACCGGGCAGCAGGAAAUCACUCGCUCGUUACCGUUCCACUGCAUCUCCCUGGACAGGAUGGAGGAGAACAGCGCUAUAGACCAGGACCUGCAGGGCUACCUGCUGCAGCGGAUCCACAGCAGUGCAGAGAUCCAGAGCAACGUGUCGCUCAGCAACGGUCGCCUCGACAACACGGCGCUGUCCAAGCUCAUCUCUCACCUGAAGACUCUGAGCCGGGGCUCCUACCUGUACCUGAAACUGACCCUGGACCUGAUCCAGGGGGGGUUCCUGGUCCUGAAAAGCUCCAGCUUCAAGGUGGUCCCUGUGAGUCUAGCAGAGGUUUACCUGUUGCAGCUCAACAUGCGUUUCCCUACCCAGUCGUCUUUCCAGAGAGUUCAGCCGCUGCUCAACGUCGCUGUAGCCUCGCUGCACCCACUGACCGACCAGCAGCUGUUUGAGGUUGUGAAUGCGAGCGCCGUGUCGGGGGGGCUGCUGAGCUGGGGGGAGUUUGUUCAGAGGAUGGAACAGCUGAACUCCUUCCUGCUGAGGAGGAGCGAUGGCAGCCGGAUGCUGAACCACAGCUCCUUUAGGGAGUGGCUGAUGUGGAGAGAGGAGGGACAGGACCUCCGCUUUGUCUGCGACCCCAGGAGCGGGCACACCCUGCUGGCCUUCUGGCUCUGCAGGCAGGGUGGCAAGCUGACCCGCCAGCAGACCCUGGAGCUGGGGCACCACAUCCUGAAGGCUCACAUCUACAAGGGUCUGAGUAAGAAGCUCGGGGUUUCCUCCUCAGUUCUGCAGGGGCUGUGGAUAUCCUACAGCACGGAGGGUCUGAGCCCCGCCCUGACAUCUCUGAGAAACCUGUACACCCCUAACAUAAAGGUGAGCCGGCUGCUGGUGAUGGGUGGGGCUGACGUGGACUCCCGCAGUGACGUCCUGAACAGCGCCCCCCUGCUGUGUGUGUACGCUCACCUGGGACACAGUGACGCCGUGGCUCUGCUGCUGGACCUCGGGGCUCAGGUGGACGCACAGUCACAUGACGGUCUCACUCCCCUGGGAUUCGCUGCUGCAGCCGGACACCUGGACAUCGUCACCAUGCUGAGUCAGCACAGCGCCAAGGCGGGUCACGUGGACGGAUCAGGACGCUGCGUGUUGGUUCUCGCCGCACAGCGAGGACGCGUCGCCGUGCUGCGCUUCCUGCUGCGCCGCGCAGACUGGAGCUGCACUGCCUGCUGCAGCCAGAGGGGGCCGAGCCGGAGCCGAGCGCUGCAGCAGGCCCUGACCGCUGCGGCCAGCAUGGGGCACACCGAGAUGGUGUCUCACCUGCUGGAUCUCCCUGAGGAAGAGGAGGAGAAACCAGAGAUCAACACAGCGGACAGCCUGUGGGGAGAGACAGCUCUGACAGCAGCAGCAGGAAGUGGUCGUCUGUCUGUCUGCAGGAUGCUGCUGGAUCAGGGAGCGUCCGUGGAGCAGAGCAACAAGAGGGGGGAGAAACCUCUGUUCAGUGCUGUGAGGAGGGGGGCCAGACAGGUGGUGGAGCUGCUGCUGAGUCGGGGGGUGGAGGUGGACUCAGUGGAUCAGCAGGGUCGGACCCCUCUGAUGGCGGCUGCUUCAGAGGGACACGAAGACACCGCCCAGCUGCUCCUGGAUCAGGGAGCGUGUCUGGAUCAGGCGGACAGAGAGGGUCUGACUCCGCUCAGCUGGGCGUGUCUUAAAGGUCGUCUCUCAUUGGUCAGAGUGUUGGUGGAGCGCGGCGCCGCCACCAGUCACGCCGACCGCAGCGGACGAACGCCUCUGGACCUGGCUGCUUUCCGCGGCGACCCGGAAGUGGUGCAGCUGCUGGUGGAUCACGGCGCCUCGGUGGAGCACAUGGACUGCAGCGGGAUGCGUCCUCUGGACCGGGCCGUCGGCUGCAGGAACACCUCGGCCGUCAUCGCUCUGCUCAGGAAGGGAGCCAAGAUCGGACCAGCAACCUGGGCCAUGGCGACAUCUAAACCCGACAUCUUAAUGGUUCUGCUCAGUAAACUGAUCCAAGAGGGAGACAGACUGUACAAGCUGGGCUCGGUGCAGGAAGCCUCCCUCUCCUAUCAGGCGGCUCUGCAAAAGUUCCCUGGUGACGACGUGAAGACGUUCCGGCAGCUCCGAGUGUGUGUGCUGCUCAACCUGUCGCGCUGCCACCGCAAGCUGAGCGACUUCGGCCUGGCGGAGGAGUUUGCCACCCGGGCUCUGGAGCUGAAGGUUAAGUCCUACGAAGCAUUUUACGCCCGAGCCCGAGCCAAGCGUGGACGCAGACAGUACCACGCAGCUCUGGAGGAUCUGAUCGAGGCCAGCUGCCUCUGCCCGUCCAACCGGGAGAUCCAGCGCCUCCUGACCCGGGUCAAAGAGGAGUGUCGUCAGGCGGCCCAGCAACAAGAGCCCCAACCUCCUCCGUCACAUGGAGUCUAUCAACAACAAGACCCCCAAUCUCCUCCGUCACAUGGAGUCUAUCAACAAGACCUGGCUAGAGACUCAGAGUUUAUGCAGGAUCAGGACAGGAAGUGGGGAACUGAGGAAGAGGAGGAGGAAGAAGGGAGUCACAACCACCCUCCAACUGUGGUUCAAAGCCUGGACACCCACUGUCGGCCUGGGGGUCCAUCGCCCUCCUCCAUAUCUCCCACUCACCUGUACCGGCAGCAUCACAGCCCCACCCACCAGUUCAGUCCCCCUUCCUCCCCGAUGCAAGAAAGCACGCCUUCAUUCUCAGGGAACGGUCUGCAGCACCAUCCACAGCCGGCUCCUCACCCCUCAGACCAGAUCCAGGGACACCAUCAGUCAAACCAGAGGUCGUUCCAGCAUCAGCACCCCGUUCAAAGCCAGUGGCUCCAGCCCACCAAAGCCCAGGUGAUCAGAACCAGUCAGCCCUUUUCCUCUGCAAACUCCGGGAUGGUUCUGGGAGGUUCUGUUUACUCGCAGUUCGGCCAACUGCCUCAGGAACUUGCGGAGCUCGGCGAAGGGAUUUACCCCCUCGACAUGGUCCAGACUGGCUUGAGCUCAGGAGCCUAUGGGAGAGAUGGGGGAGGCGAGAGGUCUGUUGGGGUGAACAGGUUCGUCCCGGCCCAUCAGUUCAGUCGCAACAAAGCCGCGUACUACCCCAUGGAAGUUACUGAGUUACCACCUGAAAACCUCCCGCCGUCACACGAUUACCAGUACCACCAUCAGGGGGGGGUACGACGCCCUCUUAGCUCCCACCCUAACUCCUCCCCCGCUCCUCCCCCCCGGCCCCUGGUUCACUCCCAGAGCUCCAGUGUCCGGUUCUCCAGCGGCAGCAUAACUAACCCCGGCUUCAGGACAUCGGCCUCCGCCCAGCACAUGGACAUCCCUUUAGAUCUGAACACCGUGGGGGGGUACCAUGACGACCUCUUCCUGAUCUCCUCCCCCCAGCCAGAGGUGUGCAUGGUGGGAGGCGGGACUUACCCUGGGGAGGCGGGGCGGUCGUCCAGGAACACUCCUUUUAUGGGCGUAGUGGACAGGACGGCGAGUGUCCAACAGCAGUUUCAGCAACAAACCACAUCCGGUUCUGCUUCCUGCCUCAGCCCGUCCAGAUCCUGGGCCGUGUCUUCGGUGGACACUGUCGUCACGUCGCCGAGCAAAACCCCCAACAACCAGGGAGGCUUCGGUCCGUCCUCCAUCGCCUACUACAACCGCAGCAACAACAACGCCCACAACGACAACCAGCUGGACUACUACCCUCAGGGCGAGGGGUCAGGGAAGGUGGCCCGUCAGAACCCGUCCUACCGGGACGUGAAGCUGGCUCGGACGCUGCCGGUGAUCCACAACAGCUCGGACGGUACGAGGGACAGGAAGACCGGUCCAACGUCUCCAGUCAAACCGAAAAGACCUUUUGUGGAGUCGAACGUUUAGAGAAAGGUUGUUGGGUCAGAGAAAAGGGAAGAGGGUCAGUGCACUCAGAUAUCCCAGUAUUCCCAACAGCUGUGGAAGUAUUUAGACUGGGAUAAACUGGAAAUGAACCACAUGUAGAGGGGCAAGGCGCAAUAAACGUGAAAUGAGGGUCACAACACACGCUGUUCUUGAAGGAGGGGCUGGUGUAGGGUUGCACUCGUACACAAAAAGGGAUUGAAGCACUUCUUUCCAAACGUACUGACUUCUUUGUUGUGGAGAAAACGUAGGAAAAACAUCACGUUUCAUCAAGAACAUAUCACCUGUUUCAGGUCCGUCGAUUAACAAGCCAGAGACAAAGAGAUAUGAGGGAUCAAACAUCGGACACUGCCAUUAUCAAGCACAACAGGGACGAGUAGAGCGGGAGGAUCCAGAACGAAACCAGAGAGAGACGUUAGGCAGCAUUUAAAGAGAGUUCUUCAUCGUCUCCGGAGGCUGAACUGCUCGGUUCUGUGCCGUGUUCACAAACUCUAGACUGGGAUGUAUUCAGAGGGACUGGGAACCACCUCCACCCCCUGUUGUUUAAUGAAGAUACCAUUUUAGAUUUGAAGCUCCUACAUGACUGGAAACCUGGAUCCAGGCUCUGACCUGGUCCCCUACGACCCGGUUAUUGAAGAAGCACCGGCUGACCGUCUAUAAAAACUCAAAUAAGUGAUAUUUAUCUUUUCUAAGUUAUAUAUGUAUAAAUAGUGUUUCUCUGAAAACUGUAUACGACUUUGGGAUUUUCCUUUAUGUUUAUUUUGAGGGUUUUUCGCAGCCAUGAACAUCUGUUAAUAUUCUGCACAUGGAUCCCCUCUGAUGGACCGGGACCCUCUACCCUCACUGCCAUGGAGACAUAGUGCUAACAUGAGCUGCUGAUAGGCUCAAAUGACCCCCGAAACAGUGAUGGGCCAAUCGUGACUCAGCAACCAUCAUGCUAAAGUGGUGCUAAAGCUAAAGCUGAAUCCAGAGGUGACAUUCAGAGACAGCUGUGCAGUUUAUGAGGCAUCGGUGCAGUUCUGUCAGAGGCUGUUAGCCACUCUAUUUAAGGAUAGCUCCUUGAGAUGAACCAUGGGGGUCCAACAAAAAACAUAGCUACAAUGCAGAAAAUAUUCAGACAACAUACAUGCACAUCAGAACUCCCCCCCCCCCCCCACAAUACUGCCAUAAAUCCACAAUACCCGUAGCCUGCAGUAAAAUGCUACUCUGCUCCACCCACUUCCAAGGCGUUUUAUUAGCAUGUUCGUGGGGUUAAAGCUAAUCCAAAUGUUGGCCUUGUUUUUAGCUCCAUAUGUAGCCUUCAGGUUCAUAUUUAAAAUCUCUCUUACACGUUUCUUAUUUCAUUAAAAAGUGCAUGGAGUUUCCUGCUGAUUCAGCAAGCUAAUGCUAGCUUCAUUAACUCGCUGCACCUUGCGGCUCAGAUUUCAGAUGUGGUGUGAUAGAAAUAAGAACCAUGCUUUUAUCUACCUCUGGUGAAAUCAAGGAUCCAUUGGUGGGUGAUUCCCUGGUUGUGAACUGGAGAUGUGAGGAUAGAGAUCGAUGGGUGUGAGCAAAGAUAGAACAAUCCAGAGAGCUGUGUGCAGUUCUGAAGUAUUUCCUGCUCCUUAAAGCCUGUUUGAUGUACAUUUCUGUUCAUGUUUCUCAUGGAUCAGCAGCUGGUUUCAGAGCUGCUGACAGUCACUGCCGUUAUUUCUACAGCUCAGGGGUUUCCAUCUGUGUCGAGAUGAGCUAACGCUAUAAUACCCCGCCGUGAUCUUAGUCGGACUGCCGGGAGGAAGUACAUCACCAGUUAGUUGGUUCAAGACUCGUUUGAAAUGUGAUUUAGUGCAGAGAGCUCGUCAGUGAAGCCUUGUGUCGGGCUGUUCCUGUAGGAUGUGUAACACCGCAGGGCUCAUUCACUGUGUCAGAUAUAUUUAAAAACCCAGGAAAACAAAGAGGGCAUCAUUAUUAGAAAUGUAAAACAACAUGAAUACACGACAAAGACGAAUAAACCUGAAUGAAAUCUA